Messenger RNA from Brachypodium distachyon (stiff brome), 1682 nucleotides. RefSeq lists its product as uncharacterized. Lineage: Eukaryota; Viridiplantae; Streptophyta; Magnoliopsida; Poales; Poaceae. Bases 242 to 1393 code for a protein of 383 amino acids. The transcript has a single exon. The record is from RefSeq and is a predicted model, not a curated record.
AAUUGGGCUGCCUUCCAUGGAGGGUUUAGUAUUCAUCGCCCGGCCCAAUCACGUAGCAAUAUCACCAGCUUACGAAAUACGCAGAAAUCGUCCGCGUGGGAAAUAAGCAACCCAGAAUUCCCCAUAUCCAAAAUCGGCAACCGCUCUCCGCAAAACUCUGCACCCGCGCGAUCGAUUCCCCAGUAUAAACCAACCUCAAAUCCGGCAAUCCUCACCGGGCGACCGCGCGAAGCUGCAAAUAAUGGCGGACUGGUCGGGGCUGCACGAGGACUUCCUCCUCCUCCUCGUCCCCCGCCUCCCCUCCCUCGAUCUGCUCCGCUUCCGCGCCGUCUGCGCGUCCUGGCGCGCCGCCGCGGCCACCUUCGCGUCGGGCCGCGGCCGCCCGCGCCCCGACCGCCCCUGGCUCAUCCUCCCCACCGACGCGCCCGACCCGGACGGCAGCCGCCUCCUUAUCUGCUGCGACCGCGAGGUCCCCGUCGUCACCCUCCCUGCGCAACUCGGCCGCGCGAACCGCCGCGGCUUCGUGCCACUCGGAGCCUCCCGCGGCGUGAUCGUGGCCGCCGACGAUCUCGGCGACAUGCAUCUGCUCUACCUCGCCACCGGUAGGCGCAUGCCUCUGCCCCACGUCGCGACGCUCCCUCUCGUCGACCGCGUCGAGAGGACCCCUGCCGGUCUCAGUGUCCACCAGCAGCGCGCCGGUGUCUGCUGCAUCGACGGCCUGAUCCACAAGGCCGUCCCAGUGCCAACCCCUGACGGCGGGAUUCUGGUGGUCGCCAUCUACCGCCAGCCGCACCACCGCAACCAGUGGGCCACGGCUCGGCCCGGCGACAACUCGUGGAAGUCCGUGAAGCCGACCAGCAUCCCCGCCGUGGUCGACUUGGCCCUCCACCGUGGGCAGCUCUACGCCAACACGCGGUACGGGAUGGUGUACGUCUUCCCGGAGCUGCGCGGGCUGGGCUCCGCGUCCCCGGAGAUCAUCCCGUCCGUGACGCGGCGGCCGACCUCGUACGUGGAGCGCAGCUUCCUGGUGGAGACACCAGGCGGCGGCGAGCUGAUGCAGGUGGAGCUGCUCCGCCCCGUGGCGGCGGCCGGCGGCGAGGGGUUCGUGGUGCGCUUGCUGGACGAGUGCGGCGAGACGUGGGAGGAGGCGGAGGACAUCGGCGACGUCGCGGUGCUCGUGGACGCGUCCGGCGCGGUGUCCGCGUCCACGAGGCAGUGCCCCGGGCUGAGGCCCAACACCGUGUACUACGCCGUGGACCUGGACGGCGAGACGCGGGUGUGGGCGUACAGCCUCGCCGGCAAGCACAAGAAGAUUGAGGUCGUCGAGUCCCUUCCCAGGGCGGAGGGAUACAAGCCGCCGUGCUUCUGGUUCACGACCGUGUAUUCACGGUGAGACUGUCCGUCCUAUCCUGUCAGUAAUUGGUCAAAACUUGAUGUCAUCGUUGCAUGCGUUGCUGUAGCGAGAAUAUUCGAAACGUGUGUUGUAGUGAUGCAAUUUGUGUUCUACGAGUUGUGCAACAGGGCACACGUGAGUUGUAACCGGUGAAACACUGGAGGGUUCGUCAAAAAUUUGUGUCUGGUGAUUGUGGCUAUCCGUCCUGCUAUACGCCUAUGUACAUACUACAUGAAAUCAAACUUACCUGAACCAAUGUCAAAAUGUUUUAAUUUCUUUUCUCACUGAA